UCAUCCCACCCAAACCAACUUCCAUUAAAAGAAGCCCAAAGACAGAAUCUCAACGGGCAUAUUUUCAAGCUUUCAGAUUCUUCGUCUUCGAACCCUCUUGACCGUUGUGUCUUCAGUCCUCUCUCUCUCUCUCUCUCUCUCUCUCUUCCAAAGUAAAAGUCAUCCGAAAGAAGUCAGCUGUAAAAGUCGACCAUCAUUCAUGGGGUGCUUUCCAAAGUGCUUCUCUACCUGUAUACGCCGAAAGCUCAAAAGUUCAGUCACUGUAACUCCCUUUAAGCACCAUAGCAUUGAAGUUGCUGAAGAAGCUCUUCAAAUCCAACCUGCUGAAGCUGAACCCACAAAGCUAGAAGAACUUAUAAAAGCCAUUAAACACAGCAAAGAAUCAGAAGAGAAGAGUGAAGAACAAUCAAAGAAUGGUGAUACAAAGAAAGUCGCAUUUGAUUUGAAUGCCGAGGCAAAUGAUGGAGAAACCUCCACCAAGGAAGAACUCUCCAAUGUACUGGUGGAAAUCUGUGAUGAGAAGGAGAAUGAAGAGGAAACAAGAAAAGGGAUUGAACCGAAUUUGAUUGUACCGUUGGAUCACCGUUAUGAAAAGUGCAAAAAUAGUGAGGAUGAAGAUGAUUGUGCUAAUGCUGAUGAAUUUGAGAGUAGUAAGCAAAUCUUUGUUGAAGAAGAGUCUUCUGAGUCCUUGUUUUCGCUAUCGAUUGAUUCUCGAAAACAAGAAGUUUGUGAUGAUUCUGGAACAGAAGAGAAGGAGGUGAACAGUCCAAUGCCAAAGCAGCAAAAUGGAAGAAGAGAUUGCAGAAGGCAGAGUUUUCAGGCAGUGUUGACCCCCGUUGAAAAUCUUGGUCAAUGGAAGAAGGAGGUCAAAGAAAAGUCAACUCCAGCAGAAGCUCCAAAGCAGCAGCACAAAGAGAAGGAGAACAUAAACAUGGAGGUGGAGGAGGAGCAAGAUUUGAAAUUACCCUUUAGUCCGGAGCCUGCUUUGAAGCAGUCGAAACUCUUCGCAAGGCCGAGGACAAAGUCAUCUUCUUGCAUCGACACAAGCCUCUCGAGCUGGCUGGUUGAGUCUGAGACCACACCAAUGUCAAAUGCUAGUAGCAAUAAUUCCGUGGGGAACAAGUUUAAUGCACCCGGAAGCGGUGAAGAUAGGCCAAUCCUGGGAGCUUGGACAGCUGAGGAGCUUAAGCAGCAGUCAGCUUCUUCUACUCCGAAAAGGUCACGAAGCCCGAUUCCGGAGGAAAUGCCGAUCAUAGGAACCGUUGGGAGCUACUGGAAUCGGACCGGGCAGGCUCUUCUUGCAGAGGAAUGGCCAAACCAAUAUGGGAAAACAGACAGGAUCAGAAAGUGUCACGGAAGUCCACUCCAUUUGAGGCAAACUUGGGAAGAUCUGGACAUGAAGUUUUGAAAUUUGAGAACAAAUGUCUUGUGUAUGUUUUGAUUCACGUAGUUAUGUUAUUUUUCUAAUUGUUUCGUCACAUAAAUCUGUUGUAUUAUUAUCGUACGUAUAGUAUUCAACAACAAAUAAUCAAAUACAACAUUCUUCA
Malus domestica (apple) is the source of this 1547-nucleotide messenger RNA. Lineage: Eukaryota; Viridiplantae; Streptophyta; Magnoliopsida; Rosales; Rosaceae. The record is from RefSeq and is a predicted model, not a curated record.